Molecule: messenger RNA, 2015 nt
Organism: Coccinella septempunctata (seven-spotted ladybird)
Lineage: Eukaryota; Metazoa; Arthropoda; Insecta; Coleoptera; Coccinellidae
Gene: Nprl3
Product: GATOR complex protein NPRL3
Exons: 8
Coding region: 160-1890 (576 amino acids)
Biological process (GO): negative regulation of TORC1 signaling; cellular response to amino acid starvation; positive regulation of autophagy
Cellular component (GO): GATOR1 complex
Source: RefSeq, a predicted model, not a curated record
UGACAAGAAAGAUAAUGGGGUUAUGUUUGUUUAAAAUUUUUUCCAAUUAUAUUAUUCCUUUUAAUAUGUAUUUUUAUUAUGAAAAAAUUAAAGAGUAAAAUUGAGGAGGGACCCGAACUUUAGGUAGAGAUUUAUGUUAUUGAAUAAUUCACAUGAACUAUGGAAGUUAAUCCCCUUAGUGUAAUUUUGGUCAAAUCAGAUAGUAAGGGGGAUAGAUUGUUAUUCAGGUACCCUUUCAAUGCUAAACAAAAUAAUGAGAGGUCAGGAGCAAGAAGAAAAAAUCCAUAUACUCUAAAUGUAGUUGAGGAUCUGUUACAACCUCCACAAUCUUCCUCCAAUAUUAAUAAAGGGAACUUGAUUGGUUUGGGCGAUGAAGUAUUAUCUUCUUUAUUUGCUGUCAAAAUGGAGCUUUACAAUAAAAAAUUUGAACUUAAGGUGAACGACGUAAGGUUUGUUAGCCAUCCAACACAACUUCAAUUGAGAAAUAAGCUAAAGGAUGGCUCAGCUCAUAUGUUGAUCAAUAUUGUAUUUGCGUUACAAGCAGCAGCUAGUCAAUCAGUAGUUAAGUGUUAUCAUGAUGUAAGUCAGAGAAUGGGAAUUGCUUUGAGACAUGAAGAAAGGAGAAGGGGAUAUGUUAGUGAUCAAACGCAACUUAUGACUUCUACUCACGAUGAUGGACUACAGAAUAGCCAAGAAGCGUUUGGUAUUAUUUUGGAAACAAGUAGCCUAGCUAAAAAUAUUAAAAAAAUAUAUGAUGAUCUCUGUGGCAAUGGACUCAUAGAUAUAAGAAUAAAUGGCUGGAUUCCUUUGAGUUUUUGCCUGCCACAGAAAGCUCAUCAGUGCCAUUUAGGAGGAAAAAUUAUAGAACCUGAAGAUAUCAACAGAUGUUUGAAUGCAUUACGACCCUAUCAUAGUCUGUUGCUGUUAUAUCCUGUGACAGAAUUGAACGAUUUCUGUUCUUUAGAUGGUUCACCAACACUUAAGCGAUUGUUAUCUCAGUAUUCUCCUUUAAAGAACCUGCAAACUUUAGCACUUGAUUGUGAUCUUACACUCACCCAUGUUUUUGAAUUGACUGCUCAUUUAGUGUAUUGGGCAAAAGCAACAGUCAUAUUUCCUAUUUGUUCCACUAAUAAAUAUGUGAUAUCUCCUGAUGCACGUCUUCAUAGGAAUUCCCCAUUAAUGGAUAAAUUCAGUGAAGCUUUUCCUGGACAUAACCUAUUGAAAGUAAUCAGUGAUUACUCCCUGCCAACGUCAUUAGGGCAAAAGUGCAAUCCGUUGUUCCACCCAUCUAAGCAGAGUCAUUUGGUGCAAACCAUUAUUUGGAUGUUACAACAUCAUCUCCUUUUACAAUUGCAUACCUAUGUUCAAUAUAUGCCUUUGGAUAAUAUGAUGAGACCUUCAAAGAAUGGUUCAUCAAAGCAUAGAACUGUUAGCACACCACCUCUAAGAAGUAAUACUGCAGUAUCAAGUCCUUAUCCUGAACAUUCCAGAGCAGAAUCUGAGAGUGGAACAUCAACCGUUUCAGAAACACCAGAACCAAGAAGUGAAAUAGAUGUCAUACCCAGAAGUAUCAUGUUAGGUGACAUGAGUUUCACUUCUAAUGAAGAAGAAAAGCAGGAUUAUCAGGAGGAAUUAUUGCUGGACUUUCCCGAUGAAGAAAGAAGUUCCGUUUUCAAGAUUCCUGCGACUAAUAAUCCCGAAGAUCUUCGUCUCUUCGCGAGGCUUUGUAGAAGAAAUUACUUCAGAGGCGAGCAUCACAUCGAGGAAAUAAUGUAUUUGGAGAAUUUACGAAGGAGCCAACUCCUUCAACUUUUAGAUAAAUUUAGGGAUGUUUUGUUGACUUACGAAACUGAAGAUCCCGCCAUAGCAAUGUUUUCCUGUGCGUCAUGAUGUUUAUGGAGAAUGAGUGUUUAAAAUUUUAAUCGUAUAUUUUUCAAGUGUAAAUUAUUUUAAUGCAAUUUCAAGAAUUUGUCACCAAUGAAAAUAAUGUCAAUAAAUGAUUUUUAUAUAUAGUA